AUGUCCGAAGCAACCCCCCGCAUAACCGCCCGCUACCUCGAAGCCUUCUCGCACCGCACCGUGCGCAUCCUGGGAAAAGUCGCCCAAAUCCGCGGCGAAACGGGAACCCUCGACAGCGAUGGGCAGAUAACCUGUCAUCUGAAUCGCGACGCCCACUGGCAACUCCACCACGCCUUCGAGAUCAUCGGCAAAGUGCAGAAUGAUUUGAGUGUGAAGGUGAUGGCGAGUACGGAUAUGGGGCCUGAGGGGGCUGUUGAUUUCACGGCGUACGAAGCUGUUGUUGAUGCGACGCAUCACUAUCAUGAGAUUUUCUACGACAAGGAGCAGUCGUGA
Messenger RNA from Zasmidium cellare ATCC 36951, 333 nucleotides. RefSeq lists its product as uncharacterized. Gene Ontology annotation, cellular component: site of double-strand break; nucleus; DNA replication factor A complex. Gene Ontology annotation, biological process: nucleotide-excision repair; double-strand break repair via homologous recombination; base-excision repair. Bases 1 to 333 code for a protein of 110 amino acids. The transcript is spliced from 3 exons. Gene Ontology annotation, molecular function: single-stranded DNA binding; damaged DNA binding. NCBI's taxonomy places the organism in Eukaryota, Fungi, Ascomycota, Dothideomycetes, Mycosphaerellales, Mycosphaerellaceae. The record is from RefSeq and is a predicted model, not a curated record.